CUCGUCUUGUGGGGUUUUACUCCCACGUGAGGAAACUAUCGGGACAUUUGCCCUGAAUCUGCGAGGGGAUGGGGGGGGAGUCUGUGUUGCCACGGCAACCAUGGAACCUGACAAGAAACACGGAAAACGAGGAGGAAAAAGCAGGAAACUUGCAGACCGCUCUCCCCGGGACAGACGCUUGUUCCCCGCUGCUGCCAGAGGCCGGUCCCAGGAGCUGGAUCUCAGUGACAGCACACAGGGUCUGUCGGAGCUCCACAUGGCCUGCCUCUACGGCCAGCUGGCUCCUCUUGAGCGCCUGAUGCGGUCCAUGUUGGACAGGCUGGACAACGGCGAUCCUCUGGGGCGCCGGCCCGUCCACCUGGUCAUGUCCUCCUCCAACUUUCACAACGCCGCCGCCUGUCUCAGAUGCCUAAUGGAGAACGAAGCCGACAUCCAUCUAACCACAGACUCAGGGCUGACGCCGCUGCACCUGGCCGCCGCAGAAGGCCUCCUGGACUGCGUAGAGAUCCUCGUGCAGGCCGAUGCAGAUGUGAUGGCCCAGGACGACAUGGGACACACAGCUCUGGAUUUGGCUCGCGUCUGGUCCCACAGAGACGUAGGCAGGUAUCUGAGAAGCUGCAUGUGGAAGGCAGAGAAGAAGAAAGAAAUGAAGGAGAUGGCGCAAGCUCGGAUUUUAUACAGGGACCUUGUUGCCGAGGCCAAACUGAAUGUGAUCGACAAAACGAGUCUUAUAGACAAGAAGAUGAAAGAGUGGGCGGCCUUGAAGGGUAUUCCCCACAUCAAGGCUGUCUCCCCCAAAGUCAUGGCGAGCAAGUACCACACAAAGUGCCUCUUAUCCAAUCAGGACGGCUCUUAUGUGGGGACGCAUAAGCCAACGCUGAGUGAAUCCAGCUCAGGGCCUGACCUCCAGGACAUUGUCACGCUGUGGAGGGACAGCGGUAGCAGAGGGCGGCCUCAGUACAACACCAAGUGGGACAGCACGCCUCGCGACGCCCCUGACCUGCCUUUGGACGUCCUCAAGAGUGUGUUGUUCCCCAGAGUGUUGCCAUCCAGGCUCAACUCCCCUCAGGACUUUAAUCCGCGGGACAUCAAGGAGGUCCCGCACAGACGAUGCCCCCGGGGAUGGAGCCCCUCACCUUUUUAUUAAUUUAGCUUCAGGUAGAAAGUGCCUUCAUAGAUUUUCACAGAUUUCAGGAACACGUGUAUCACAUAGAGGUCUGACGGAGUCCUAACAGGCAGAAAGAGACGUGAAGAGUGGAAUUAUCCUCGUAAAAUAUCCAGCCAUCUCAAGACCUCAGCUCUGAGUGAUAAAACAAAAAAUGCCACACUCUCCAGAAAGCAGGGUGAGCAGAGGACGAGAAAAACCCUCAGUGAACUGGGUCACCUGUCACAGACGUACCCCUGCACUUUCACUGAUCCCCCCAGGGAAGUGAGCAGGGAUCCAGGUGAGGGCUUGUCAACAGGGUGUGUGUGUCUGCGAGCUGUGGCCUGUCAACUGAAGCUAGGUGUGUGUGUGUCGUGGUUUUGUCUUGUCCCUUUACUUCAUGAAGCACUUCACACCUCAGUGGGGGGGUCAAAGUGCACAGCCUGGUGCACCCACUGUGACCGGGCCACAUGGGUCUUGGGUAAUUUAACGUCAUUCAAAUAAACAGUCUGACACACACACACACAUAUUCUUGUACUUCUAUUUCAGUGAGGACACUCGUUGGCAUAAUGCGCCCCCCCCCCCCGCGCCAUACCCCACGCGUGUUCAAGUUCUCCGCUCUACAUGAAAACCAACACGUAUGACAGAGACACGCACUCGACUGAGUUGCCUCCAUUUCCUUUGACGCAACCUGUGAAAAGAACCAUUUAAUCUUCCAAAUUAUUUCAACAAAAUCUUUUAUUUUAUUUUACAGUUGUGUUUUAACAGGCGACAAUUAUUCACACUCGAGAAAUUGUUAGAAGGAACUUCAGCCUCUUCAAUCGAACUUUCCCCAAACCGUUUUGAGCAGCUUUCUUACUGCACAGGUUCGAUCUUCAGAAGUUUUCCCCAUUCGUCUUUGACAGUGAGUGUUUAUAAAAAUCCAUUUGUUACUGUGGUUCCUUAAAAAAUAGUCCAAAAAAAAGGUGGGAAUCUGAGGAGUAACGGGAAAAAAACUCUCACACAGUGCGUCGUGUCCGUGGUGAGACGUCGAUGACUUCCUCUCUUGUCUUCACCUAAUUGAAAGUGAAAAUGAAUCCUAUCCAACCACCUUCAUUUAGUGUUGUGACAGGACAGGGCAUUGAUUUCAUGUCAUACUUUGCAAUAAAAAAAAAUGUACCUCCACAGAUCAGAAGCUGAUUCCUUACAAGUUAACUACAGACUGAUCUUUGUCAUUUUAAGCCAAAGUGCUUCAGCAGCUGAUUGGCAGCUUUUAUCCUUUUUCUCGGAUUUCACACCAAAACAUGGACGUCAGUAUUAAGACAGGAAGCACCUUUAAACUUUCCCAACCUCCAACCCACCUUCUCAACAGUUGUAUUCCAUCUCCUGAACUAUUGUCACCCCUACUUUGUGUAUCGACUCCGAUGAGCAGCAGGAUGUCGUGUCAAGAAGAAAACUGAUCAUUAUUUAUAGAUUUGAUGUCAGAAAUUACAGGUUUUUUUGUUGGUUGUUAAUCUUAAACCUGCACAUGUAUAUCUUUUGUACCAAAGAUUUAAAAAUGGAGUCACAAUAAUAAAAGCGAUGCGCUAAAGACAAGUUCCCGUCGGCAAAGGUCUCUGGUAGAUGUCGUCAGUCCAGACAGAGACAGACAAACGCUGCCUGUGUAAACUCCUUGGCUCGUCCAGCAGAAGACUCUCCUGUGUCCAUUGGUCCGUCCUCUUCGUGUCCUCUCUCCCCCCCCCCCCCAUUUUGUCCUCUGCUUAGUUUUAGUCCAGUCCAGAAAAUGUCACAGUCAUUCCAGCCUCCCCCUUAAUCUCCGACACACACUCUCACUCACCCCUGACCCCCCGAACCGAAACAGAGUCUGAGCUCCUCAGUACAUUUUCUGUCGGCUGGGCAGCACUGCCUCCUUGAGGAAAGAGAACACGAUGAGGAUCCCUGACCUCUUCCCCCUCUUGCCCUUGGUGAAGUAAUUAGACACCACGUCAUCUGAAAAGGAAGAAAUGGAAACCGUUACUAAUUAUAACAUGUGUGAGCACCGACGUUUGAAAUCUGUUUCCAAGUCUGGAAGUUAGGAAAUGUAACAUGUACGUAGUUGCUGGUUGUAAUGUGAAAUAUAUUAAAUCUGUUUGAUUUCA
Molecule: messenger RNA, 3261 nt
Organism: Hippoglossus stenolepis (Pacific halibut)
Lineage: Eukaryota; Metazoa; Chordata; Actinopteri; Pleuronectiformes; Pleuronectidae
Gene: ankrd53
Product: ankyrin repeat domain 53
Exons: 6
Coding region: 101-1147 (348 amino acids)
Biological process (GO): regulation of mitotic cytokinesis; regulation of mitotic spindle organization; mitotic metaphase chromosome alignment
Cellular component (GO): spindle pole
Molecular function (GO): protein binding
Source: RefSeq, a predicted model, not a curated record